Messenger RNA from Gongylonema pulchrum, 267 nucleotides. The record is from the annotation of a GenBank genome assembly. Lineage: Eukaryota; Metazoa; Nematoda; Chromadorea; Rhabditida; Gongylonematidae.
AUGCGCCGAAGCGGUGUCUACUCGAGGCCCUCCGAAUUCCAGCCCAGCGUACGCUUCCCGAGCACUUCGGGCUUCAUGGGCGCCGUGCCGCCGCCGGCGCAGCUCACCGCGCCCAAUGCCGCUGCGAUCAGCGCCGGUCUGGCCAGGGACGUUGAACGGCGCAAAGAGGAGGAGUACGAUGCUUUGAUGUCGAGUGGUGGGAAAUCCACAACUGGCAAGCCGGGUGGUGGCAGGCCGCGUAAGAAGAAAAUCUACGAUGACGAGUAA